GGGGGAGAGAGAGCGGGAGAGAACGCGGGCGAUUCUCCCUCCCUUUAUUUGUAUAUGCAACGGGCAAGUGAACCUUCUUCUUCUCCUCUUGCUCCUCUUUGCCAUCUUCUUCUUCCUUUUUCUCGCCUUCCCAUUGCAUGUUGUAUAACACCUAGCGCCACCUUUGAAGUCCUCUCGUGGGUUUGGAUGAUAGGAAGUAUGCGUUGAAUAGGAGAAACAGAAAGGAAGUAAGGACAUAGAAACAGGGAGAGGAAAAUGGAGACGGAAUUGGAGCCCACGGUGAAGCCAUUAGCGUACAAAAUAAAGAGCGUAUCGCGGGAAUCGCCUGCGCAGAAGGCCGCCCAUGUUCUUGAUACCGACCUCCGCAGCCAUUGGUCGAGCGGCACCAACACCAAAGAGUGGAUUCUUUUCGAGUUGGAGGAGCCUUGCUUGUUGUCACAUAUACGGAUCCAUAAUAAAUCUGUGCUAGAAUGGGAGAUUGCAGUUGGGCUUCGCUACAAGCCAGAGGCAUUCAUGAAAGUUCGACCACGUUGUGAAGCCCCUCGUCGUGAUAUGGUGUACCCCAUGAAUUAUGUGCCAUGCCGAUACCUGCGAAUCUCGUGUUUGCGUGGCAAUCCGAUAGCCAUAUUUUUCAUCCAGCUGAUUGGGAUACCUGUAGCUGGAUUGGAGUCAGAGUUUCAGCCUGUUGUUGACCAUCUGUUGCCAAACAUUAUUUCAUAUAAACAAGAUGCCAACAAUAUUUAUCUUCAGUUGCUUAAAGACAUCACCAGACGCUUGCUUCCAUUUCUUCCACAGCUUGAGGGAGAACUUUCUACUUUUUUGGAAGCAGCAGAAACUAAUAUACGAUUUCUUGCCAUGCUUGCUGGGCCAUUUUAUCCCAUUCUUUUUAUUGCAAAUGAAAGAGAAAUUGGGAAGACUUCUGGUGAUAUCUUCGAUUCUGAUGGUUCAAGAAACAAUCAGAUUUCCACUCUCACCGUAUCAUCAAAUUUUGAGGUUCAACCAAGGAGGGUACGCAGUCCGUCAUCUUUUCCCCAGCCUGCUGCUUGUUCCAUUGCAUUUCGUCCCAGUUCUGUGCUAAUGCUGCUUAGAAAAGCUUAUAAAGAUACAUGUCUUGGGACAAUUGCACGCUUGGCAGCAAGAGUCCUUCAGAAGCUUAUGGUCCCUGAUUCAUCCCUGGAGGCAGUGAGCUCUUCAACUGAAGCAUCGGCUGUCCUCCCUGAUGAAGUGGCAAAGAUGGAGUCACAUGCCCUAGAAUGCUUCAGCGACUAUUCAUGCUUGUUUGGUGAAGAAUUCAAAAUUAAUGGCGAGUUGUCCAAUAUCUAUAGUUUGAGCUUCUUGGAUUCUGCAUUGGUGGAAGAAGGAAUUCUACAUAUUCUUUAUGCUUGUGCUGCAGAGCCUCUUCUUUGCUCCAAGCUGCAUGACUGUGGACCAGAAUUUUGGUUUGUGCUACCGCUUAUCCAGGCACUUCUGCCAGCACUCCGACCCUCUCUUGGCAGUCCCAUGGAUCAGGUUGAUGAGAGCUUUACACACUGGAAACAACCUAUGGUUCAACAAGCUCUAGCACAGAUUGUUACUCUUUCAUCAUCAUCUAUAUAUCACCCUCUCCUUGAUGGAUGUGCUAGCUAUUUGUCAUCAAAUUCGCCAUCACAUGUCAAAGCAGCAUGUGUGCUAAUUGAUCUAUGCUCAGGGCCCCUUGCACCAUGGAUACCAAGAGUAGUUGCUAAAGUAGAUCUCACAAUGGAACUUCUUGAGGAUCUUCUUCCCAUUAUCCAGGGUGGUCAUUAUCCCAUUGAACGUGCGAGUGCUGCAUUGAAAUAUAUAAUGUUGGCUUUGUCGGGGAGUAUGGAUGACAUACUAGCCAAGUAUAAGGAAGUUAAGCAUAAAUUACUGUUUCUAGUGGAGAUGCUUGGUCCUUAUCUCAAUCCUGCUAUAGUUACGGUAAGUGAUACAACUUUUUUCGGAGAUGUUUCAAUGCUACCCAUAGAGAAGCAGGAGCAAAAUUGUGCUAUGGCAUUGAAUAUUAUUCGUACAGCAGUCUCAAGGUCUGCUGUUCUUCCAUCAUUGGAGUCAGAAUGGAAGCGUGGAUCUGUAGCCCCAAGUGUACUUCUUGCAGUCUUGGGUCCAGAUAUGCAGCUACCUUAUGACAUUGAUAUUUGUAAGAGCUCAGUUGGUAAAGGUUUUGCAGAAGAAUACUCAGCUAAAUCACAGGAUACCUCUAUCCAGCAUGAUGGAACCUAUCACAAAUCCCAUGCCUUAGAUGAUUUUGGGAAGAAAGCUGAAGCAUCUGACAUAAGUGUGAGAAAAGAUUUCAGUGAAGAUGCUAACUUGUUAUUUGCUCCAUCAGAACUAAAAAAGAUAAAUUUGAGAAAUUAUAUCCACCCAUCUGAAGAUAAUAUGCAGGAGAAACAGUGUAAUGCUGAGAUUGGCUUGAGAUCAGAAGAAAAGUUCAAUAACAAUUUAGUUCUUGACCUGGGGUUUGAUGAUGAGUGUUUCCAACUAGAAGCAAACUACAUUCAACUAGUUAAUCAUCAGGUCUGUGAGCUCAGGGCUUCCGAAUUUCGACGUUUAGCACUGGAGUUGCAUUCUCAGGAUAACAUCACAGCAGAAUCUCAUGAUGCAGCUGUAGAUUCUCUUCUUUUGUCUGCUGAGUGCCAUGUCAACCCGUUUUUCUUAAGGGCUGUUAGACCAUGUCUGAAGCUUAUGAAUGGGAAUAGUGUCAAAACAAGGUCAUCUCGUACUCAAGAUGAGAACACUCAUACAACGAGAAAAUUUAUUCAGAAGGGUUAUUGUGACCUGGAAACUGUGGCAACUCUUGAAAGGAAGCGUGAUAAAACAGUUCUUCAGAUACUUCUCGAAGCAGCUGAAAUGGACUGCCAAUUUUACUGCAGCAUUUCUAAUGAUGAGCAAGUUCUGUAUGAUAAUACAGACUUUAAAGAGAGCAUUCAAAUAUCUCCUUUGGAUCUUAAUGCUGCUGAUGCAGUUACUCUUGUUCGACAAAAUCAAGGAUUGCUGUCCCAAUUCCUUGUAAAUCGUCUAAAAAAGGAUCAACAUUCAAUGCAUGAAAUUCUCAUGCAAAGCCUGUUGUUUCUGCUACAUUCCGCAACAGGACUUUGUUGCCCUCCUGAGUGCAUUAUUGACAUUAUAUUGGAAUCUGCUGAGCAUCUUAACAGAUUGCUUACGUCAUUUUAUUUCAGCUUCAAAGAUGGCAAAACAGACCCUGAAAAGGUACAUGAAGCAAGAAGGCGCUGGGUGCUGCUUCAGCGAUUAGUGAUUGCUUCUAGUGGCAGUGAUAAUGGUGCACUUUUUGUGAUUGAUGGUAAAGGUGGAUCUCGACAUAGAUGCCUAGUUCCGCCAUCUUCAUGGAUAGAGCGAAUUCCAAGUUUCUCUUCAUGUCCAUUACCACUUGUACGAUUCAUUGGGUGGAUGGGUGUAUCACGUUAUGCAAAACAGUGUGUAAAAGAUGGAAUGCUCUUUGGACUGGAUUUGCCACAAAUAACAACCUUACUCUCCAUUUUUGCGGAUGAACUUGCUUCUCUGAAUAAUGUCUCUGACCAAAAGAGUGAGCCUGUCAUCUAUGAGUCGUUUGGAUCCCAGAAACAACCUUCUGAAAAUGAAGGAUUUAAUAAUCCUUCUAAGCGAUCACAUGCUGAAGGGUUCCUUCGUGUGCUUUAUCCUGAAUUUUAUAAGUAUUUUCCAAACAUGAAAAUGCAGUUUGAAACUUUUUCUGAGGACAUAAUGGAGGCUGUUUGCUUGCAACUGAGGUCUUUCUCCUCCAGCUUCAUUCCUGAUGUUUUAGGUUGGUUUUCUGACCUUUGUCUCUGGCAAAGAGAACAACCAUAUGACAAUCAAAUUGAUCAUGUGAAAGGAUAUGCUGCAAAAAAUGUGAAAGCUGUAACCCUUUACUUGCUUGAAGCUAUUGUGUCUGAGCACAUGGGGGCUAUGGUACCUGAAAUUCCAAGGGUUGUUCAAAUUUUGGUUUCUAUGUGCAGGACAUCUUAUUGUGAUGUGGACUUUCUGGAGUCAAUUUUACGUAUACUGAAACCACUGAUCUCAUAUGGUCUACCAAGGGUAUCUAAAGACGAAAUAAAUGCAACAGAUGACUCAUCUUGUUUGGAUUUUGAGUCAUUAUGCUUUGACACACUACUCAGUAUUUUUAAGUGUGGAACAAAAUGCCAGACAAGUGCAGGUAAUAAGCUUUAUCGGGGGGCUCUCAUGAUAUUCCUUUUCGGUGCCUUAUUUACUGAUAUGUCAGUACUGAAGAGACAGGAAGUGUUGCAAUCCUUGAUCUCAUGGGCAGAGUUUACCAAUUUUGAACCCACAUCUGCCUUCUAUGACUAUCUUCGUGCAUUUGAGAAUGUAAUGGAAAGCUGUACCUCGAUAUUGAUUGACACCUUAGGUGCAUUUGGUAUUUUUAUUGCAGCUAAGAAGUCUUCUUUGUCCGACAAAUCUGCUGCAUCAUGCUUAAGUGUUAGUUCUGUUCAUGGUGAACCAUAUGAUGACACCGAAGAUGCUCCUACUUACAGCCUUCAAGUUGAAACUGGGUCACUGAAGCACAACUCUUAUGAUUUCAAAUACUUCUCAUCAUCUGCUGAAGUUGUUGGUUUUUGCAAAGAUUUGGAGAGUUUGAUUUUUAAGUUAUUCCCAGCCAUUGAACUCUGCUGGCAGCUUCAUCAUCAACUAGCAAAGCGGCUUUGUUUAGCAACUGCAAACUGUUAUCUAUAUUCAACUUGCUUGCUAUCUAUCUGUCAGUCAACUAAUAGAGAGGUUGAUAGCAUAAACCAUAUACCUUUUCAGGUUUCCAUGGAUGAAAGUUCUAUGCAUUGGAAAAAUGCUCUUGAAUCUUUUGCGAAUGGUGCUUUGGUGCUUGAGCAAAACCUUUGCUGGCACGGUGCAUCUGUGAUGCUUGACUUUCUUCUUGGAUUGCCUUGUAAUUUUAAAUUAGACCAUGUUCUCUCUUCAAUAUGCUUGGCCAUAAAAAAUUUCUGCUGCCAUUCACCUAAGAUUACUUGGCGACUACAGACAGACAAAUGGCUAUCAAGUGUACUGUGCAGGUUUCUUACUGAAGAUGGAGCUUCUUCUUUAGUUGAUUUGCUGUGUGUGAUGCUUGAACAUUCUGAACCUGAGCAACAAUUUGUCGCGCUUAAGCAUUUGCAAGGACUUCUUGCACAGGGGAGUUGUGGUGGAGUUGGCGUGUCAGCAUAUGAAGGAGCUAAACCUUCUGAUAUAGAUGCUACCGUUCCCGAAUCUUUCAUUAGAAUUAUUGUUUCUAAAACCUGGGAUAGAGUGGCAGUUUUAGCUUCAUCAGAUCCAUCAAUGUUGUUGAGAUCUCAUGCUGUAGCACUCUUGUCAACUUAUGUUCCAUUUACUGGACGUGGACAACUACAGUCUUUUCUUGGGGCUGCUGAUACUGUUCUUCCUGGGCUGAGCAGGCUUGCUUACUCACUGGGUGAAGGUCCACUAAGGACACUUUCAUUGACGCUUCUUGCUACAGCAUGCCUCUAUUCUCCAAUGGAGGAUAUUCUGUUGUUACCUCAGAAUGUAUGGAAGAACUUGGAAGUCUUGGGAACAUCAAAACUUGAUGGACGUAUUGGUGAUAUGGAGAAAAUGGUUUGCCAAGCUUUGUGUAAACUUAGAAGUGAAGGACAACAAGGGAAAGAGGUGCUGCAAGAGGUGCUAGCCACAAAAUGUGUGAAGCAACCUGUUGAUCCAGACUUUGAGGGUACCCGCGAGUCAAUUAUUCAGGUUCUUGCUUCUCUGACUUCUGCUCAGUCCUACUUUGAUUUCUUCUCAAGUGUAAUCAGUUCAAAGAAUGUGGAGCUUGAAGAAGUUGAAAUGGAAUUGGAACUACUGAAAAAAGAUAUUGCUCUGAAGGAAGCUUCUGAAAAUCUAAGAGAAACUAAUGAAUUACCUGUCUCAGCAACUAUGUAUGUUACAGGCCAGAGCAGACGUUUGGAGCAACUUAAGGCUGAGAUCCAGAAACUGGAGAAGGAAAAGCUCAGAGAAGAGGUUGCAGCUCGGAGGCAAAAGAAGCUCAUAGCACGACAUGCACGUCAUCAAUUUCUGGAAGAUGCUGCACUGCGGGAGUUGGAACUUCUACAGGAGCUUGAUAGGGAGAGGACUAAGGAGGCUGAGCAUGAGAUAGAGAGACAGCGGUUGUUAGAGCAAGAACGUGCAAAGACUAGGGAAUUGAGGCACAAUCUUGAGAUGGAAAUGGAGAGGAGAACUCAGGCAAAACUUCAAAGGGAGUUGGAACAAAGAGAUUCUGGCCCACGUUCUCGCAGGGAGUUCUCAUCAUCAGCAGCCAAUAGCAGUCGGCCAAGGGAGAGGUAUCGUGAACGAGAUAGUGGACGCCCUGCUCAAGAAGGUAGCUUGAGGCCAAGCAGCGCAGGCAGUGGCGGCCGUGAGGGUGCCAUAACCCCACCUCCAGCAGGUGGGACGAAUGCCACUUCAGCGACUCCACUGGUGCUUGGCAGUUCCAGGACAUAUGCUGUUCAACCACCACUGAUACUCAAGUCACGAGAACGCACUGAAGAACGCACUUAUGAUGAUAACAUUGAUGGAAGCAGAGACUCUGGUGAUGCUGGGAGUAUUGGAGACCCAGACUCUUCAUCCGUGGAUGGAACAAGCGUUGGGUAUGGAGCAUCACAUAGGCAUGGUUCCCGCAGUGGAAAGCCUAGGCAAAUUGUGGAACGUAGAGAGCGUGAUGGAAGGCGUGAAGGCAAAUGGGAAAGAAAGCACUCAUGAGUCAUGACAUUGUUUUGGUUGGCUGGCGACCUAUGUAGAGAUUUGACAGCCAGUUUCUCUGUCCCAAGGAAGCGAUUGCAAGAGAAAGGUGGCAGUAAACCUGCUUCCAAAUCUACAGGUGUCAUGGAGGUGGUGACAGCAGUGUUUACAAAGAUCUGCCUUCUGUUAUGUGCAUGCAGGACUUGGCGUCCAGGGUUCUCUCGAAUGGUAGUUCUGGGUUGCACUCUGCCAUACAAUUGUGAUCCUUGAGGUCCCUUCUGCACUUUGAAUUUCUUCCAUAGUUCGCAUGAAGCUGGCUGGAUAUGGCAUCUUUAUCUGCAAGCUUGGAUGCAGGUUCAAGCUAAGCGUGGUUUAUCUGCAGGAGAGGUCCAUCAAGAAAUUAAUGAAGCAAACCGACAGACCUUCGAUUCUCCGGACUCUUCGAAACCUAUGGUGGUUGGGGCAGUGAUUUCCCGAUGUUUGGCAAGUUUGCCCACUUGGCUUCUUGUAAAUUACUAGUUUGUGCUUCAUUUGAUGAUUCCGGUCGUGCAUUUAGUCUUUCCAUGCCUUUUCUGUAAUAUAUAUUUUUUUUAAGGAUCAAUUUGAUUAGUAUCUGUGUAGAGUUGGUGGUUUCACCCUUUGGUUGAUCAGGAGUUAGCAACCAAACCUCCCCAUUCCCUUUGCUUGGCUGCUGAAGAAGACCCAAAGUCUGCAUUUCCUCUUCUUCCGGGGCCCUGGGCUAGGUUGGGUAAUGUGUGGUUUUACUGUUGAAGCAAAUUUAGCAAAAUGGAUUUUGUUCUGAAAUGGUUAAUUUUUUCGUGCAA
Nymphaea colorata (pocket water lily) is the source of this 7547-nucleotide messenger RNA. RefSeq lists its product as uncharacterized. The record is from RefSeq and is a predicted model, not a curated record. The coding region runs from base 256 to 6744 and encodes 2162 amino acids. NCBI's taxonomy places the organism in Eukaryota, Viridiplantae, Streptophyta, Magnoliopsida, Nymphaeales, Nymphaeaceae. The transcript has 26 exons.